AUGCUCUCACUCUUUGUGCUUUAUUUUCUACUGCUCCAGCUUUGCUUCAGCAACGAGUUCUCCUCCUUCACCCACAAAAUUGUCUACUUCUCCUGGGAGACGCCGGAAGAUGCUGCCAAGGCAGACGCUGCCGAGACUGUUGCGCCGCUUACACAGUCAGCUGUCGCUGUUAUUGUGAGACUGUACUCUAUCUAUGGAAAACUUCGUUUGUAUAUGUACUCGAAAUACUCGUUAAGAGUCACUUCGGUAACCGCGGAACGGAGGACUAAAGAGGGUUGGGGGUGCGAGUGCGCAAUUCCCACAAAGUCCUUCGAGAUCAUUCCGUCAAUCAGACCUUGUGUGCCGUACUGGCGUUGCCUGAGUCUGUACGUAGACUCCCCUGGUUUCCCCGACUUCUUCGUUACACUCUUCACCUCGUCUUAG
Molecule: messenger RNA, 423 nt
Organism: Dibothriocephalus latus
Lineage: Eukaryota; Metazoa; Platyhelminthes; Cestoda; Diphyllobothriidea; Diphyllobothriidae
Source: the annotation of a GenBank genome assembly